Molecule: messenger RNA, 2205 nt
Organism: Bombus terrestris (buff-tailed bumblebee)
Lineage: Eukaryota; Metazoa; Arthropoda; Insecta; Hymenoptera; Apidae
Exons: 3
Coding region: 178-2205 (675 amino acids)
Source: RefSeq, a predicted model, not a curated record
AUUAUUUUAAAAAAUGACAUAUGACUUUUAGGGUAUGAGAAGAUUCGGGAAUGUUUCCUGGAGAACGACCCAGCUAUCGUAUCGAAGACCGCAUUUGUAUUAGGAAAAGGUCUUCCUAAAAAUGACAAUGGUAAUUUCGACUUCCCCAGCAAAUCGCUGUAAGUCUUACCAUCGUGAAUGAUUUUCACGAUUCAACAAUUCAGUGAUCUCGUGGUUACUUCGAUUGCAGACGUAUCAUCGGUAAAUUGCAUGUGCUGUGUAACGUUGCUCAAUCAGAAAACUAAGUUCACAGAGUCAACCACGAGCGUACGAAGAAAACGAUUAAGUAGACACUGUAUUUAUCGCCAUUGCAGCGGUCUCGUAUGCGCCCGGAAGUUAGUGAAAAGAAGAAAGAACAGGCAACAUUGCGUUCACCUACGCGUUUCUCAACAGGCUAUUUCUGAUUAUUGGAAAAUGUGCGAUAAAUCGGUGCAUGGUGAAAAUAAUAUUAACGAGACUAAAAUAUAUCAAGAAAAUACAGGCGGGAAGGAAAAAACCAUGAAAAUAACUCACGAAUAUAAAGAAGAAAUAUCGAAGAAGCAUGAUAAAUAUGCGGCGGAAGAAAUUGGAAAGGAUAUAGUAUUAAAAUCAGAAUGUAAAUCUCUGUAUGUUUACCCUAAUAAGCCUUGCAGUGAUUGCAGUAUCUCCCCAUUAUCUCUACAAAUAGCUAAAACUACACACGAAGAGAGCGAAAUUAGAAAAUCGAGUAGUUUCAAACACAUUUGUGAUAGUAAUACGAAAAAGUUUUUAAUGUACAUGCAGGAAGAUACCUCUAGUGCUUUGGAAAGGAAGAGCAGCUCGUGUAGAACUAGUAAAAUUGAUACAUCGCACGAACGUUCAAAGAAAACUUCAAGUGAAAAAUGUUCGCCAAGUGGCACAAGUUUCGGCGAAACCACUAAUACAGAUGACUAUAUGAAUUCAAUUUUGUAUUACGAUAUACAAAAAAAUUGUGCGUCUACUGCUAAGAAAAAAUCAUCAAAAAAUUGUUUGAAGAUUGAAAAAGACAUUGAAUUAAAAUUGACUGCUGAAGCAGAAAUAAAAAAUACAGUGAAAAUUAGUUCACAUCAAGAGUCGGACGUUGAUAGAAUCAAAAGUAACUUUUCGGACAACACGCGGGCGUACUCUUUGAAACAAAAGCAAAAAUAUAAUUCAAAACAUCCUAUAAAUAAAUCGACUACAAAAUUGCAAAAGAAACUUCCAUGUCGUAACAUUGAAAUUAUUUCAGGCAUGCAACAGAAAGAUACUUACCCUGUUUCUUGGUAUAAAAAUACAGUGUAUCAGAGAAAGCUGCCAAAAUGUCCUUGUCAGAGUUGUUAUUGCGAUGCAAAAGCACGUAAUUAUAAUGAUUCCCAAUGGAGUAGCAGUAAAAAACAAUCCUUCUCACAUUUGCAGCCCUAUUCUUCGUUUCAAUCACGAUACAAUACGUUAUCUAUGAAUUUGCAACCGCAAAGGAAUAAUUCUCCAUAUGAAUGUCCAAGGAUGAAGAAAAAAAUUGAUUCAAGGGCCGAUUAUAAAUUUUCACCGUCUCAUGAAACUCGUUCGUCGAAAUUCAAACCACAAUCGAUGCAAUAUAAAGAGAAACCGACUUUGGUUAUCUUCAAAAACAGAAGAUCCAAUAGAUCGAGGAAUUCGACGAAUUCGUUAUAUAGUUCUUCGACCACUUCUACCAGUACUAUUAAGAGACCUGUUCAUGACAAUUUAGUUACGUCUCAGCAUUCAACCUAUAAAUCAUCACGUUAUACGAUGCCUUCGAGUAAUCAAUAUAAGCAUAAUAAGAACAGAACAAAAAUAGAUACUACUUCUCCGUUGUCUUCAUCAUCAAGCUUAUUAUCGUCCAAACAAUUUCAUUCUUGGACAGCAUUACCACGAAACGCUGUUUAUCAUAAACAAGAACCGAUUUCUUCCUCUUCGUGCACAGACAUUCACAGAUGGAGAAGAAGAUACCCGGAAACGAAGAAAAGGACGAGUUCGUAUCUUUCAUCCACUACCUGUUCUUGUUCGUUCUCAUCGUUAUCGACAUUUAGAGAUUAUUGUUUAGAGGAAUCGGAGAAGGAAGCAAGGCAAAUUAAAAAGUCGCGGAGAAAACCAAGAUUUAGUGCACAGAAGAAGAAAUUAAUAUACAGGGAUGAACGUCACGUUAGAUGGAAUAUUAAGAAUAUGUAUUAG